UGUGUUUCGUGUGUUUUGGAAGUUUCAGCUGGGCGCUGUGCUAAAAGUUUGUGAAUCUACCUCGAAUAUCCCGCACCAUGUCGAAGCUGUACCACGGAGUCGUUAACACGGCCGAUAAGUUUGUUCCCAACGCACUGCGCCCGUUAUGGAAUCAUGCUGCUGGUCCUAAAACUGUGUUCUUCUGGGCUCCGGUGUUCAAAUGGGGCUUGGUCAUUGCUGGAUUGAGUGACCUUCGGCGUCCUGCGGAUCAGCUGUCGAUCUCACAGUCGGCGUCAUUGGCCGCGACCGGAAUCAUCUGGUCUCGCUACUCGCUUGUGAUCAUCCCGAAAAACUGGGGAUUGUUCUCGGUCAAUGUGUUCGUUGCCGGAACGCAGAUUGUGCAGCUGUACCGUGCCUACGACGCAUCACAGAAGGCUAAGAAGGCCGCUGCUUCCCCGGUAACACAGUAGUAGCACUGUACGGAUUAAUAGAAGGACGGAUGGAUGGGCGGUUGUGAAAGCGUAGCGUUUAUGAAACGCUAAGGCGCCCGAAACUCUACUCCCCGCUGUACAUAUUGCAAAUUUGCUCUUAUGAUUUGACAAUUCCUUGUACAGGAUAAAUAAAUGCACCAACAGUCGGAAUGUUUGGACAUUGUUAA
Molecule: messenger RNA, 637 nt
Organism: Anopheles aquasalis
Lineage: Eukaryota; Metazoa; Arthropoda; Insecta; Diptera; Culicidae
Product: mitochondrial pyruvate carrier 2
Biological process (GO): pyruvate import into mitochondria
Cellular component (GO): mitochondrial inner membrane
Source: RefSeq, a predicted model, not a curated record